AUGUCUCCUCUGCUGGUCCUGCUUCUGGGGUCUGCACUCUGGCCCCAUGUCCUCUGCUACUUAUCAAACAAGAAAGCACUAUGGAAGGAUCCCCAGGAUAAAUUGUGGUACGAGGGUCCCCGUUUGGACAUCCUCAGUCUACUCCGGAGUAACAUCGACUUUACUUUCCGCCUCUACAAGCUCUUGGCAGCACAGAAUCCCGGGGAAAACAUCAUAUUCUCUCCAUUCAGUGUCUCUGUGGCUUUGGCCUUGCUAUCUCUGGGGGCCCACGGCUCCACCCAUACACAGAUCCUCAGGGGCCUCAAGUCUGACCUCUCACAUUUCCCCGAGGCUGAAAUCCACCGGGGCUUCCAGCUGCUGCUGGGUCUCCUGAGCACACACAGGACCCCCGUGCAGCUGAAUGUGAGCAGCGCUGUGUUCCUAGAUCAUCAGCUUGGACUUCAUAGACACAUCCGUACAAAGACCCUCAAAAAGUAUGGCUCCGACAUCAUUCCCAUCAACUUCAAGAAGACUUACAAUGCCAUGCGACUCAUCAAUGAAUAUGUGGAUCAGAAAACCCAUGGGAAAAUACCGGACCUGGUCAAGGACUUGGACUCACGGGCCAAGUUAAUGCUAGUGAACUGUCUCUUCUUUAAAGCCAAUUGGAAUAUACACUUCGACCCCAAGCUGACCGUCAUGUCCAAAUUUGUCGGGAGCAAGGUCAGCAAUUUGCAGGUGCCCAUAAUGACAGCCAAGAAUGUGCAGGUGCCGUACUUCCGGGAUAAAGCACUGGGCGCAACUGUGAUGCAGGUUCAGUAUUCGGGCAACAGCAUCUUAGCUCUUUUCAUCUUCCCUGACUCUGAUCGUCUGGCCGCGGUGGAAGCUGCUCUAUUCCCUAGCACUCUUCAACGCUGGAGAGAGAAGCUUAAGAUAAGAAAAAUGACCCUGCAACUGCCCAAGUUCUCCAUCUCCGGGAACUACAACCUGAAGCCUGUCUUGAGCAAACUGGGCAUCCACCAACUCUUCUCCAAGUGGGCAGAUUUUUCCAGCUUUGCCAAGACCAGAAACGUGUUCAUUUCCCAGGUGGUCCACAAUACUGUGCUGUCUAUGUCUGAGAAUGGCACAGAAGCAGCAACAGCUACAGGUUUCAAAUAUGUCUAUCAAACCUUCAAUGGGAACACAACGAUUAUGGAUGUCAGCAGACCCUUCCUCAUGGUUGUCCUCUCUGAGGACACACAGAGCAUCCUUUUCCUGGUCAAAAUGACCAACCCCCAGGAGACCACCACUCUGGCACCAAGCCUGGACUUAAAACAAAAGCACAAGAUCUUGUAUUAG
Messenger RNA from Suncus etruscus (white-toothed pygmy shrew), 1314 nucleotides. Its product is annotated as alpha-1-antichymotrypsin-like. Gene Ontology annotation, biological process: negative regulation of endopeptidase activity. The transcript has 4 exons. NCBI's taxonomy places the organism in Eukaryota, Metazoa, Chordata, Mammalia, Eulipotyphla, Soricidae. Gene Ontology annotation, molecular function: serine-type endopeptidase inhibitor activity. The record is from RefSeq and is a predicted model, not a curated record. The coding region runs from base 1 to 1314 and encodes 437 amino acids.